Molecule: messenger RNA, 2429 nt
Organism: Cadophora gregata
Lineage: Eukaryota; Fungi; Ascomycota; Leotiomycetes; Helotiales; Ploettnerulaceae
Exons: 4
Coding region: 166-897 (243 amino acids)
Molecular function (GO): protein binding
Source: RefSeq, a predicted model, not a curated record
GAUAGUUCUUUACUCCUCGAAAACUACGUAUCAACUACUUCCAAGAGAAAGGCAUUCAGACAGCCGCCCCACCUAUUUAACGCGAAGAUUGUUUUCAAGUCAUUUUAUUCCACCAGGCCACGUGCAAAAGUAAGCCCCCACCGUAGCGGCAACAUCUUUGGCACCAUGGUAUUUGUAGCCGAUGAGAAAGCAUUUGGCGAGGCAUUUCUCGACGCUUUUUGGACUGGCAAAAUGGCUCAGAUUCAUCAAGGAAUUACCAGUGGACGACUCACCCAGGAACAUCUCAAUGAAGCCCUUGUUCCUGCUACAGGAAACGGUUUUGAACAAGGAUACGCUGAUAUUGUAUCAGCGCUGUUCGCCGCAGGCGCUUGUAUUACACAAGAUGCGAUCGACGCCUUACAUGGGGAAAAUAUGCAGCAGGAUCCUGCCGUGAUUCGACUUUUCUUCAAUCACGGGCUUGAUCCUAACGCGACAAUCACUGGUGGCGAGCCUGUUCUUGGGAGCUCCAUCCUCGAUCUCAGCUGUGCUCGAGAAUUCCUUACGCGAGGAACUGAUCCAAACGCUUUCGGCCCAUCUAAGACUACAGCACUCUAUCGUGCGCUCGAUGUCGACGAAGUAGAAUUAGCUGAGCUGCUUGUUACGGAUGGAGCUACGCUGCAGCCGGAUCUCCUUUGGGCUACUGUAGGUCUUCGUAAGCGGAACGGAGAACUCACAACUAAGUUCCUUCUUGAUAAGGGACUAGAUCCGAAUCAAGCUGUCUCUGAAAAAUGGGGCCAUCCUCUACACCUUGCAGCCUUAGCUGCAGAGCCAAAUAUUAUCAAGUUACUGCUCGACGGCGGCGCAGAUCGUACCAUACCAUCGACUGGCUGGAGAUUCCCUGGAAAAACAGCUGAGUAAAUCGUUCUGGCAACCAUGUCUGGUGCGGAAAAUCCUGAUAAUGAAAAAAAGAAGGCUGUCCUUCGACUUCUUCGCUCUUAGCAAACCUACGAGUCAGCUUGUGGAUUUCAAAUGUCGGGAGCAGCAGCACAGCUAGAGUUGAUGGAAAUCGUGAUGCAUGUACCUGCUUUAUACCCUGUAUACCGGGAGUAGCCUGUCCAGAAACUGUCAUGAAAAGUUCCACAUAUGCGUCAAAUCACUUUACUUGAAUGUUUUCUACAUACAUGCAGGUCUUUGCUUUACUGGUAACACAUCUCGACACAUCAACACACAGCCUCCGUAACCACCUGGAGAACCAUGCAGCAGCUAAGGUUACUCCUAUAGUUGGCCUUUGUGGUGACUGUCAACUCCCUCGUCACUGAUGUAAAGAGUAAUGCCGUUGAACAAGAUAGGGGUAUCGGAACCAUGCAAGAGUUCAGCAAGCUGAAGCCUGUAACAGAGAAGGAAAAGUAGAACAUCACGGCAAUGUAACGAAAUACCCCUUCCAAGUUAACGUAAUUACUCAAAGCUUAACCCCAGUUGGAUCACAGCUCCACUCUCGUUCCAUUUUAGAACUGAUGUACCCCUAGCACUUGUAAAGAGAUAGAGCACUGCGUCUACAUCGGAUCAAGAAUCUAUUCUUCUUAUUUAUUCAGCAUGCGACUCACUGGACAUCAUUAUUUCCUAGCAGAAGUUCAAGAUUUCAUGACUGACCUUGUCCGGUUUUUAUUAGCACCGAAUUCAAUGAUGACGCGGAUCUUACAAGAGACACACCUCCAGGAAUUUGAACUCAGGAAGGUAUGCUUUCCUCUCGUGCAAAGUGCGAGAAUGAUCAGGAUCAAGUGGGUUCAGAUGUGUGUCUAUAAUACACAGUUCUGAUAAGUCUACAGUUUAAUGCGAAGCACACAAGCCCCGAAUCAUAUCAACAUAAUAUAUAACUAACACGUAUAUCCUUGCCAUUGAGGUAGCGUAAAUUCACAUUCAAGAUUUUAAAAAAAAAAUUGUCCUGCAAAUAGAUUUAUCAGACUAAUGUAUAGUUUAACCAAAGUAAACCUACUCCAUCCAGGCUGUGACAAUAGAGCUUAAUACUCAUAAUUGAUAUCGUCGAGCUGAUGAUCGUGUUUAUCAUUCAGAUGAUCCCACAUAGCUCUAUCGGAUUUGAAGCUCUUAUGAUCCUUGCCUGACUUCCCCUCGCAUUGGAAGCAAUACCAAAGAUGUCCGUGACUAUCCCGAAUCCCUAGACGUGCUGGUCGUGCAAUGCCGGGUACAUGCUUUUGCCGCAGGUGUUCGAUUAGCUCGCUAAGAGUAUAAAAAUGCUCAUCAUAUAAGCAGCCAUAUCCGUUGCAAGUAUAUGAGUGCGGCAUAACGAUUUCUUCUGGUGCGACGAGUUCAAUAUUCUUGUUGGAGAAUUUGAAUUGCACAGUAAGGAUUCGGGCCCGUAUUAUAAUCGAGUUGUGGACUGCGGGGUAGGCAGUGGCGUGAGCUUCCCCCGCCUUUGAGCAGGUCCGUUUGGC